GUCUAUGGUGAUGUGAUUACUGAAAUGUCUUUAGAUAACCUUAAAUAUUAAGAUAAUUUAAAAAUGAAGCGAAAUUAAUUAUUUUUAUAAAUGGAUAAUUUAUUUAGUGUUAUACACAUGAAUAGUUAUUUAAGCAAAACUCACAAGAUGAAAUAUCUCUGACAUGGCGUUUACGUUUAGAAAAUACUAUUAUAAAUAUACAAAGUGUUUAGUGAUAACUGUUUUGCUUGCUUUCUUUAUUCAUAUUUUUAUAGCAUUAAGUUUUUUUCCUUCAAUAAAUGAUAAUUUAUUGAAAAAGAAUGGAUAUAUUUCCAGUGUAAGACAGAUAGUGAGUGAAGUCUCGGCUAGGAAGAAUAACAUUGGAUUUAGUGAUGAUGAGGAUUUAGCUUUAAAUAAUAAGAAUCAAAAACAGUCAACAUAUCUACGACUUGAAGAACUAGACUUUAAGCCUUCUUGUGAAAUUAAAAGCAGAGAAUCUAUAUCUGCUAUUCAUCGUGCUAAGACUCAAAAUUGCAAACAGCAAAUAGUAAAUAAAACAUGUCUUAUUCAGAGUGGAAAUUUUUAUCCAGUAGAAUUACCAAAUGUUUGCCUUCGAGGCCAAACAACUUAUGGCAAACAUUUAGGAUGUUACGCAGAUGAGAAGAAACUGAGAUUGCUGACAGGAUUCUAUGGGAAUUAUGCAAAUACAAAUUCACCAUCUGCUUGUUUGGAUAUUUGCAUCCAAGGUGGAUUUCUGUAUGCUGGAGUUCAGUAUGCGUCAGAAUGCUUUUGUGGAGAAAAUCUACCUCAGACUGCGGCAGCAGUGGCAGACCAUUUGUGUGACAUGAAAUGUCCAGGAAAUUCCAGUCAACAUUGUGGAGGUUACUUCACAAUGAAUAUUUAUGAAACUGGUUUAUCAAAAUUUACCCCGCAAGUACCUAAAACAUCAAGCUUAACUAAAGAACCUGUACAAAUCGUAUUUCUGCUGACACUGAAUGGACGUGCUUUGAGACAAGUUCAUAGAUUAAUUAACGCGUUGUACAGAAGCAAUCACUACUUUUAUAUACACGUUGAUAAGCGUCAGGAUUAUUUACACAGAAAAUUGUCUGUGCUUGAGCAGCUUCCAAAUAUAAGAUUGGCUACAAAUAGAUAUUCCACUAUUUGGGGAGGCGCUUCUUUGCUCAAAAUGUUACUCGCAGCUAUGAAAGAUUUUAUGGCACUUGGAUGGAAAUGGGAUUUUGUAAUAAAUUUAAGUGAAAGUGAUUUUCCUAUCAAGUCAUUAGAAGAAUUAGAAAACUUUUUGUCUGUUAAUAAGGGCCUUAACUUUGUGAAGUCACAUGGACGAGAAGUACAGAGAUUUAUAAAGAAACAGGGCCUUGACAAAACAUUCAUUGAGUGUGAUACGCAUAUGUGGCGUGUCGGUGAAAGGAAGCUACCCAGAGGUAUUGUGAUAGACGGUGGUAGCGAUUGGAUUGCGCUGUCCCCACAGUUUGUUUCAUAUGUGGUUGGAAAACAAGACGAACUUUUAAGUGGUUUGGAUGUAAUAUUUCAGCAUACGCUGUUACCAGCAGAAUCGUUUUUUCAUACAGUAUUAAGAAAUUCCCAUUUUUGUAACUCUUAUGUUGAUAAUAAUUUACAUGUUACGAACUGGAAAAGAAAAUUGGGAUGUAAAUGUCAGUAUAAACACGUGGUUGAUUGGUGCGGGUGCUCUCCUAACGACUUCCGAACAGAAGAUUGGCCGAGAAUCCAAAACACGCAAGACAGGCAGCUAUUUUUUGCUCGCAAGUUUGAACCUGUAAUUAAUCAAGAAAUAUUAAACAGAGUUGAGCAAUUUAUUGGAUUUAAAGAUCAUUAUUUGAUACCAAACUUAGAAGCAUAUUGGCAAAGUAUAUACAAUAUAGAAGAUUUAACAGCUGGCUCUGACGAUAUAAUAUUAACACAUGCUGGAAGUAUAAUUCGACACAACGCAAAAAUCCUGUUUGAAGAAGGUUGCAUUAUAGAACCUGAUGAGAUCAUUGAAAUUAAUUCAUAUAAUCAUGCAGAUAUUUAUAAAGGCAAUUUAAUUCUUCACAAAGCUUUUGUUAAUGGUAACAUAGAAAUAUUAUUGGAAACUUGGUAUAAACCUAAAAAACAUAUAGAACUAAAUUUUGAAAACCCAAUUGUAGAUAAUGUAAAACAAUUUAAAGUAAGUUCUGAUUAUGAUCAGAAAGAAAUGACAUUCAGGAACUUAGCAAAUAUUUUAGGGCCUUUGUCUGAGCCUAUGCUGCUAUACGAAUUUUCAACUCAGAUUGAUAAAAAGAGUGAAAAUUUUACGUUAAUUUGGUUAGACCCUACAGGGACCAUUGGUGACGUUAAUAACAUACAUGUGGAUGAAAACAAUCUUACAAAUAUAGUGAAACCAAAUUUAAAGUCACCACUUUUACCCGGAAUUUGGAAAGUUGGCUUAUUAGAAAAUAAUAAAAUAAUAGUAGCAACCAAGUUUCUUAUAUCACCUUUAGAAUAUUUUUCCGGUAAAGAAUUGACGCAUCAACAAUCUAGUAUUAUUCACAGUGGAUCUCAAAAUUCUUACAAAAACUUUUCAAAUAUCAAACCAAAGAACUUUGUUCCUGAAUACGAAGAAAGUAUUUUAUUACAAAAAAUAUCUCAUUCAAAUGUCCAAAGGAUAAAUCAAGAUUUAAAAGAGUGGAUUGAUGGACUGACAGUUGAGUUUUAUAAUGUAUUGGGUUCAUGCAUUAUGCUAAAUAAAGAAAUCGAUGAUAAAUUAGUAUGCGGACGCCAAAAAUUUGAAAAUUGUGUUUCAACACAGUGGAGUUCUUUGUCACCAGAUCCUAAAGGUACUAUUGGCAAAGUUAAUAAGGUAACUGGCCGAAUGGAAAGAGUAUGACAAAUAAUUAUAAUUGUUCUAUAUAGCUUAGAAUUGUUUGAAGUAUACUCAAGAGCUAUAUAUCCGAAGCAGUUACACGAGCUAAGUGCGAGUCUAAUUCGCCCAUCGAGACUUCCGUUCUUACAAAUUAUUAAUAUACGUAAUGAAAUCGA
This is a messenger RNA of Helicoverpa armigera (cotton bollworm), 3015 nucleotides long. It is a transcript of the gene oxt, whose product is annotated as xylosyltransferase oxt. Gene Ontology annotation, molecular function: protein xylosyltransferase activity. The coding region runs from base 164 to 2863 and encodes 899 amino acids. Gene Ontology annotation, cellular component: membrane. The transcript is spliced from 4 exons. Gene Ontology annotation, biological process: chondroitin sulfate proteoglycan biosynthetic process; heparan sulfate proteoglycan biosynthetic process. Lineage: Eukaryota; Metazoa; Arthropoda; Insecta; Lepidoptera; Noctuidae. The record is from RefSeq and is a predicted model, not a curated record.